ACCACUGUUCUGCUCUUCCCCUUUUCAAUUUUCAAAAUCAUUUUCCUUUUCCUUUUCCUUUCCCCUUCGAGUCUUCGACUUCCUCCUCUCACGCCUAAAACCACUGUUUGUUUCCCAAGAAAAGCAAGGAAGAAAAAAAAGAAGAGAAAAGAAAAGAAAAGAAAAGAAAGCAGAGCCAGCAUCUAAAAUAGAAGCAAUCAAGUAUCAUCACCAACCACCUGCUCAGAUUCCGCACUGUCGUUCUCUCCAUCGUCGGAUUUUCCUCCAUAGAUGCCGCGGUCGAGCUCGCACCAUCAGCGUCAGAGCUCCGACACCUUCAUCUUCGAUACAACCUCUCGCGGGAGAUGGUUUCAGCAGGAGUUAGGGUCUUACGGUGGAGGAGGAGGAGCAUUUCAAGGGUGGUUAGGGACUCGAUCUUCGAGCUUGAGGAAGAACGACGAUGAUCGUGUUUUCACCAGUGGCCUCCUUGACCUGCAUUCCUUCAAUACUGAGCUUUUACCUGAGGGACAAAUUUUUUUUGAUGACUCGGCUGAGGACAUUCUCGGUGGCAGCAGACUUGGAACCAAAUUCCGCGGCUUGUCUGAGAGCCAAGUCCUUAGGAGUUCCUCCACAGAUAAAGAGAGAGCAAACAAUGUUGCUAAGAUCAAAGUUGUGGUUCGGAAGAGACCGCUAAAUAAGAAGGAAAUAGCAAAGAAAGAGGAGGAUAUUAUUACCAUAGAUUCAAAUUCUCUUACAGUUCACGAAAGAAAACUAAAGGUUGACUUAACGGAAUAUGUUGAGAAACAUGAGUUUGUUUUUGAUGCUGUGCUGAAUGAAGGUGUUUCAAAUGAUAAUGUAUAUGCAGAGACUGUGGAGCCAGUAGUUCCACUGAUUUUCCAGCGAACAAAAGCAACUUGCUUUGCAUAUGGCCAAACUGGAAGUGGGAAGACAUACACUAUGCAACCAUUGCCUCUGAAAGCAUCUCAAGAUAUUUUGAGGCUAAUGCACCAUACAUAUCGGAACCAGGGUUUCCAGUUGAAUGUUAGUUUUUUUGAAAUAUAUGGGGGUAAAGUAUUUGAUCUCCUCAAUGAUCGAAAAAAACUUUUCAUGAGGGAGGAUGGGAAACAGCAGGUGUGCAUUGUUGGCCUCCAAGAAUACGUAGUAGCUAAAGUUGAGACAAUCAAGGAACUUAUUGAAAAAGGAAAUGCUGCAAGAAGUACUGGUACAACUGGCGCAAAUGAAGAGUCAUCUAGAUCACAUGCUAUACUUCAGCUUUGUAUCAAGAGAUCAACUGAUUUGACGGAAUCAAAGCCUGCUCGAAUUGUUGGCAAGCUAUCCUUUAUAGAUCUUGCUGGAAGUGAACGCGGUGCAGAUACAACAGAUAAUGAUAAACAGACUAGAAUUGAAGGUGCUGAGAUUAACAAAAGCUUACUUGCAUUAAAAGAAUGCAUCAGAGCUCUAGACAAUGACCAAGGGCAUAUCCCAUUCAGAGGAAGUAAAUUGACUGAAGUUCUGCGAGACUCUUUUGUCGGUGACUCACGUACUGUGAUGAUAUCAUGCAUUUCGCCAAGCUCAGGGUCGUGUGAGCAUACUCUCAACACUUUGAGAUAUGCUGACAGGGUAAAGAGCCUGUCAAAAGGGAACAACUCCAAAAGGGAUCCUGUUUCUUCGUCAAAUGUUAGAGACUCAACUGUAUUGAAUUCUGGGUCUUCAAUUUUAUCUCAGGAUGAUACCUUCGAGGAUGAAGCAACCAAUGUAUAUAAUGAGAAGAACCGAUUUGGUUGGUCCAAACAACUUGAAAGAGAACCUUCUCCUCCAAUGAUUGUGGAUCGUGUUCCAAGUGGUAGGACUGGUGGAAAUUUGGCAUCAUCUGUGUUUUCUGAUUUACAAAGAGGCCAAAGAGGCAGUCAAAAUGACAAAGCUGAAAAUGGAAUUGAUUAUCCAGGACCAAUAUAUGAACAAGACAGAACAAGAAAAACUAAUAAGAGGGUGGAUGGCAGCCAGUUAUCUAGUUUGGAGGACAAGAGGAAGAUAGAAUCGUGUGUUAAACAUGUAAAUCCGCCACAAUUUGAGGCUAAUCAUUCUGUUCCUGAUGAUGAUUUAAAUGCCCUAUUGAAGGAAGAGGAAGAUCUUGUAACUGCUCAUCAGAGACAAGUGGAGGAAACAAUAGACAUUGUUAAGGAGGAGAUGAAUUUGCUUGUUGAAGCUGACCAACCAGGAAAUCAUUUGGAUGAUUACAUUACUAAAUUGAAUACCAUUUUGUCACAAAAGGCUGCAGGAAUCCUUCAAUUGCAGACGCAGUUGGCUCAAUUUCAGAGACGCUUAAAUGAGUAUAACGUUUUCAUGUCUCCUGGUAACUUAUAGUGUUAAUGAGGUCAUGCUUGGUGUGUUUGUCUUGUGGAUGUGCAAUACUUUUCACUUAUUUUUGCUGAGAUCUUCACUGCAGUGGAUUGUUUCUCAUGUGUUUUAGUUAAGAAUGUUCACAAGAUUAUUGUGGUUCUGGAGUUCAGAAAUGGGAAUCACCCUUGUCUUUGUGUUUGUUCUUUGCCCUAAAUCCUCAGACAAGCCACUACUGUGGCUUGAAAUGAAUUGAACGGUAUGCAGAUGGGCAUCCACAAUUUUCGCAAUCCGAGGAGUGUACAUUAUACAGUCGAAUUCCCUGUUGGGGGUUGCUAGUCUUGCAACCUUGAAUAGUUGAAUCUUUAUUCUCAAUUUAUAUUAUUGUAUUUUUUAAUUUA
Messenger RNA from Arachis stenosperma, 2717 nucleotides. RefSeq names its product kinesin-like protein KIN-13B. Gene Ontology annotation, biological process: microtubule-based movement. The record is from RefSeq and is a predicted model, not a curated record. The transcript is spliced from 12 exons. Lineage: Eukaryota; Viridiplantae; Streptophyta; Magnoliopsida; Fabales; Fabaceae. Gene Ontology annotation, molecular function: microtubule motor activity; ATP binding; microtubule binding. Bases 271 to 2343 code for a protein of 690 amino acids.